AGGGGGAGAUGAGGGAGGAGGAAAAUAAGAAGGCGAUUGUUGGGGAGUUGGAGAUGAUUAUAAAGGCUGGAAUGAGAGAGAGACAGAUUCACCACACAUACACACACAGGAACAGGAACAGAAGUUGCAGAAGAUUGCCUGGACUUAUAAUCACAUAGACACCAUGUUGAGAAAGCAUCCUGCUCCUCCACUCCUUCUCUCCAUCACCUUACUCAUCUCCUCCAUAUUAGCAUCGUCAUCAUCAUCACCACCACACAAUGCCACCCACCAUCCCGGCGUUCCCAAUCCGCAUUUUUUCAGUCCCGGUGAAGACUACAAUGAUUACAAUGAGGAAUUAACUACAGAAACGACACACAAAACCAUGGGUUCUCCGCCUCCGCCCUGCGAGUACGACUCCUGCAAAGACCAGCAGGAGUCGUGUCAGAAGCUCGCACUCACUCUGUCCUGUUCCUGCCCCGGUAUCAGCGGCCCCUUUGAACUUCCGGACACUCCAACCCUCUGGAGGCUGUCUUUAGAACCCAGUGGAAUGGUGGUAGUACGGUGGUGCGCGCCAUCCUCCACGGUCACGCACUACCUCGUUCAGGUGGAGGGUCAGGAUGAGGCGCGUGAUGCGAGAGAGAAUAGGAGGAUGAUGGAGCUGGGAGAUAUAGCUCCUGGCACUGAGGUGUGCGUGGAGGCGGUGAACAAGGCAGGCGUCAGCACCCGGACGAGCUCCUCGUGCGCUCGCUUCGAGAGCUCCGAGACGACGUUCACCGUCAAGUUGGUGCUCGUCGGAGCAGCAGUGGUGUUGGUGGUAGUGAUCGUGUCAGCGCUGUUGCUCUGGUGGUGCAGGAGACACCGGAAAACUCCAACACGGACAGCAAACCGAGGAACCGACAUGGUUCUCUGAGGGAGAGGAAGAACAAAGCAGGAGAUCUCUAAUAACUGUUGCUUGAAAGAUUUUUACUGGAAUGUCUAUGUGUACAAAAGCACUUUAGUUACAGUAUUGUUUGAGUAUUAAUUGUAUGUGAUUUUUUUUUGUGGAUUUCUACUGCUACUAUUAUUAUUAUUAUUAUUAUUUUAAUAUAUAUAUUUCUUUUUGUGGAAGUAUUUUAUCUUGAAGUUUUAUGCUACCUUUGUGCGUAAGAGAGAAGUGAAUUGAUGAUGAUUUAACAGAUAUAUAUAUAUAUAUAUAUUCAAUUUUUUCCAACCUAUGUAGUGAAAACCAGCUCCCAUGAAUGUACUCAUCUGCGCACAACGCUUGUCCUUGCUGAAAACUCUGCGCUCAUGUUUACAAUACAGCUGGAAACUUUAAACUCUUUCCCCGCUGAGGUUCUGCCAUCAGUCAUAAAACACUUAGCUUGUUUUUCCCUAUAACAAUAUGACCCUCUGAUUGGCUGGAGUGUGACCGAUCAGAGCCAAAGGGUUCAGAACAAAAAAAACAGAUCAGCGUGAGCAAUGCACGAUCAUCAGCCAUUGCAAUUGCAGUGAGCACAUUACAUAUGGUAGCCUUUAGGGGGCAGAGCUGAACAGCUUGGUUCUGAGUCUGGGUCUAAAAAGGACACAAAAAUUGCCUAAUACAUUUCAUAUUAUGAAUCACGGUUCUUUAUGUGCCACAGCGCUGUUGAAUUCUCGAUUCUGAUUGGUCAGAUGGUGGUGAUUAGUUGUCUGUAAGGAGAUGUUUAUUUAACAUUUAUGGAAGGAGUCUCCAGUGUCAGCGCUUUGUAAGACUCAGAGGUAAAGCUGUAACUUUAAGUUUUCCAACAUCUUCAGGACAGAGGAGUUUACGUUUUACAGUUUCUCAGUAACAUGACAAGCUGCAUUUAUAUUUUUUGUCUUAUUUACUUCAAGAGAGAGAGGCUGGUGAGGGAACGACUGUUUAUAGCUGCUAUAACAUAAGUGCGAACAUGAACUAACUUGUGUUGUGGGCGUUCUAUAACAAUAAAUGUGAAUAAAAAUACAUAAAAUGUAUGAUGUGUCAUUCUCAGCAAAUUGCUGGUAUAGGAGGAAUAAAACACUUCCGGACAUGCUUUUAUAGGAAAAUAAUUCAGGGUGGUAACCGUAACUCCGCUUCCUACUUUCAUAUAACAGCAUGCCCUAAAUGUUUUAUUCUUUAUGCGAAAUUCUUGGACUAUUACAUGUUUGUCUAAAAUGACUCCAAACAUUUGUGUUUUUUUUUUUGUUUUUUUUUUUUGAAUCCAUAAAAGUGGAAUUCCAGCCACACGUUGCUUUAGUAACACGCAGUGGUCAUUCGUAUUGGCUAGUCAAGGCAAGCUAGCUGUAGGUGCUCUUUCAAACAGUUGUACGCAAUGCUCAAAGACAAUAAAGACGUUAGGACAUUAUAUUUAAAAAUAGAGAGCGAGGCCAUUCAGCAAAAGGAAAAAAAACACUCUUCUGACUGUUCUUGAUGUUUGUGACUCGAGUUACUCAGUGGUGCCAACUAAUAAAGUGGUUUCAGGCAACAGGGUGAAACUGGGACGAGGAAAUGCAAUCUGGGAACUUUCCGUGGAAAACAGAGACCUCUGAUUACUCUAGGUUCUUUAUGUACUUGCUCAUGAAGAUGACAAGUGAGGCAGCAUUCAUUAGAGCAAGUGAUUAAACUGUUUUGUAGUGAACGAGUAUAUAUGUGUGUGUACGUGUGUGUGUCAUGGUCUGAGAAUGUGAUUGAGUAACUGUUUAAUGCACUCCAACCACAGCAUGCUGAAAUCACUGAUGGUAUUAACCACAGAACCACAUUUCCGUCAUCGAUGCAAUUCACACAAGCUCACUGCCGGCUAUUAAAAAUGAUUAAACCCCAGCUGAAUGCUAAGGAGUUGUCUAACUAAAUACCUGCAUUGUUGUCAUUGCUUUCUAAAUAUACUGUUGCUUGGGGUGUGACUGUAAUGAAAUCCUCUUUCAGUGAGUAACCUUUAUUCUUGAUCUUGAUCUAAUGUGGUGUCGUUACUUUAAUUUAAUUACUGGAGUUAUUAAUUGUCACUGGUGUCAUAAGUACAAGCCCAGUGACAGUAACACCAAUAACAAAUUUCCACUGAAGAGCUAUUUUCCAAGAUGGUGUCAGUGGUGUCUCGACAUUAAUCCCACCAGCACCAAUAAACUAUUUGGUUAAUUCAUUAAUCAGAUUUUUUUUGGUAAAAAUUACUUCACAGGAAGAUUGAAAGGUGUAACUCUAACGACACAUCUAUUAUUAACAGAUAAAAUAUUUUUCCAACACUUGGCACUUACAUUUUUUUUAAAUAUACGCAAUUUUAAAAAAGCACACAAUAAUAAAGAAUCAAAGAGUCUUUUUUUUUUUUGUUACUUAGACAUUUUUAAAGUUAUACAAUGAUGUCGUAUAUGUGGGACAUUUUGAAAAUGUUUAAAGUUAAGCGACAUGUUUGUCAGCAUAUUCUGAGACUUCUCUUUUGGUUUGUCUCUUUAAGGGGAACUCUUUGCUGAAUCAAUGACCAACAGAAGGAAGUUACAGAAGCUAUCCAAAAAAAUUCUCUGUAAGAUUUUGCCAACCGGACUAUUAUAUAAUGGCAUGUAAAAGUUACCUGUUAUUUCCAUCUUUUAUGUUUAUGGCUUUUUUACUGUAGUAAAUGAAAUUAUAUAUGAAACAUUGAUAUAAAACCGUGCUGCAUCUACAGGGUUUGCUCAGUGAUGAGAACUCAACUCAGUAAUGAGAGUUGGCGAGAGAAGCCAGAGAUAAUACCACAGUGUAACGGGGGGAGAAUUGAGCCACCAACACACAGCAAGUUUGACUCAAGACUGAGCACUGAGUGAGUGGAGAGCUCUCCUUAAAGGUGCACUAGGUAAGAUUAGGUCUCUAACAGUUGGGUUCAGGUGGGUUCAAGAUUUGAACAUUUCCCACCCAUGUUCCCAAAGCUCCGCCUCCUGGAUCUACGGUGACCCGUAGAGUAGUGUCUAUAAAAUGACUGACAAGAGGUGCAUCCAAACACAAACAAGCAUUCUGGACUGGAAGUCAGUUUUCCAAACGGGAUUUCUCAGCCUCUUAGUACACUUGUGCUGAGGUCAUGGCUUAAACCAAUUUUUUUUUUUUUUUAAUCAUGUUGUAAGUAUCUUUCAGGUUAUCUGUACAAUUAAGAAAUACUACUACUACUAAUAAUAAUAAUAAUGAUAAUAAUAAAAUCAACUAUUGUGCCUUUAAAUAAACCCAGACACAGGUGACACUGAUUGCCAGUGAUUAUUAUUAAGACGGUGCUCUCUAGCCUCACCCUAACCCUCUGGUGGUGAAAACAGGGAUAGCAACAUCACUGCUUGCUCUCUGCCUCCCUCUGGUGAUGGCGCUCUCAUAAACUUUUGGUCCUCUCUUCUUUCUGAUGAUUUGGGUCCACAGUAGAGACAAUAACAGCAGAAAAAUGUGGAUCGGACAUUGGCUUGUGUAACAAAUGGCAAAGAUUGGAAUUGGAUUUGGGAGAGAAAUUUGUUUUCGGAACUGGAAAUGUUUUUCAUUUGUUGCGCUUGAAUUUUGUUAUAUUUAUACUUUAUUAUAUUUAUUAUAUUUGCAUCGCAAGUGAUGUUUGUGUGAAAGAGUUUAACUGUGAAGUGCUUCAGUUAAAAACAAAGCAAAAAUUUAAAGCUUAGUAGUUUUUAUGAAAACAAUAUCAAAAGGUAAUCGAUAUCGGCUAAUACACGAGGUUUCGUUUUCAAUAUUGGUGUCAGAAAAGAAAAGUGUAUUUUGUGGUAAAAAGUGGUAUUUUGCCAUCUCUAGUGCACAGGCAUCACUUUCUUUGUAUUGGUAACCUCUUAAAUAUAGCAUCACUGUUAUCAAGCAAACUGUCCCAUACAUGGUUGAUAGAUGUUAGUGGGAGUUACUAGCAACUCAGCAGAUUUCUAUUUAGAGCUCUAUUUAUACCAAUAUUUGUCCAACUUACACCAAUUGUGACCAAUAAGUGAGAGGAUGAAAAGAGAGUGUAUAUGAUGUAUUUGUCAGUAAACAGUACAAAUUUAGUUGCUAUAAAAGAUGACCUGGAUAUGUUUUAUAGCACAUCCGUUGCUAUAAAAAAAAAUCCAAAUAAAGAACAAGAAUCUGCGCAAUUACAAAAGAUGUUUCCUU
This is a messenger RNA of Pangasianodon hypophthalmus (striped catfish), 5035 nucleotides long. RefSeq names its product leucine-rich repeat neuronal protein 4. Gene Ontology annotation, molecular function: protein binding. The record is from RefSeq and is a predicted model, not a curated record. Bases 164 to 889 code for a protein of 241 amino acids. Lineage: Eukaryota; Metazoa; Chordata; Actinopteri; Siluriformes; Pangasiidae. The transcript is spliced from 2 exons.